AUGGUCGAAACCAUAAGCUUCCGUGUGUCGAUAGUUUCAAACACGUCCAGCAAUCGGCAACCAACUACCAUUCCUAGAGGAAAUCAUAUCCACGGACCGGAUCAGGAUGUUCUUUUACCUCGACAUUCUACCAGGAAGUCACUUUUCAGAGAACUUCUGACCGCCGGAGAAGAACGGUGUUCGUCGGAGAAGGCCUAUCUACCAGAAGCUGUUGGAGUACUAGAGUCUCUCAGAUGA
Molecule: messenger RNA, 237 nt
Organism: Nezara viridula (southern green stink bug)
Lineage: Eukaryota; Metazoa; Arthropoda; Insecta; Hemiptera; Pentatomidae
Source: the annotation of a GenBank genome assembly